Cordyceps fumosorosea ARSEF 2679 is the source of this 1545-nucleotide messenger RNA. RefSeq names its product ankyrin 2,3/unc44. The transcript is spliced from 2 exons. The record is from RefSeq and is a predicted model, not a curated record. Bases 1 to 1545 code for a protein of 514 amino acids. Lineage: Eukaryota; Fungi; Ascomycota; Sordariomycetes; Hypocreales; Cordycipitaceae.
AUGCACGGAGAUUCCGAAGAAAUCACGGCGGAGAAUGUCCUUCAAUGGGAGGAGCCACGACUGGUCGACUUUCUUAGGGGCUGUCGACGCCGAGAGGAUGGAGAGCUCGAUGUCUCUCGAGUGCAGCGGCUUGCCGACUCGCUACCUGUCCGAGAGCAGGAAGAGUUCAACCUGAAAAUGCGCUCUGCGCUGGCUGAAGCAAUCGCCCGGCCCUUUGACCCCGAUGACCUGGUUAAGCGACUGGAAGAGGUGCCGGGUGCGCCCGAAGACAGGAAACGCAUCUUCGAGGCGUCGCUCAUAAAGGGAUUCUCACGGCCGAUGACCAGGAGCCUUACGCAUCUAAACAACAUCCCAUACGAGGAGCUGUGCUUCAACAAACUUCUCGACACACACGGGCUUCCCGCCAUGUCGCCGGACGAUUUGGCAGGUUCGGCACCACAGGAAGAGCGGGCUGGUCAGAUCGCAAUGUGGGUGGAGGGUUACGCUGGUCCCUUGGCAAAAGGUGACCUGCCGCCGCUCUAUUCUGGUCAAUUGCGGCACUGGAUGGAAUUUCAACAUAAAUGGCAAUGGGACAAUCGAGGCAAGCAUGACUCAGAAGAGGGGUUCAAUGAGCAUGUUGCCUGGAAAGUCAAGAAGCUUCGGUUCGAUAGGGACUAUGAGCAUGGUCCUCAUGACCCUGAAUGGCUCGCCCGGGAAAAGCGAAUGUGGAAUUUGGCUCGAGGGAAAAUACACAUCGAGGGCAGAUUCGGCCAGGACUUCGACGCCUACUCGUCCGCAGUUCGGGCUCGGCUAGCCCACCACGCCUGCUUCGAGCCGUCCAUUCGUCUACACGAGAACCCGCGUGAACAGGAUGCGCGGACCACGUGGGCCGAGUACCUCUGCUACCUCUACUACUGGCAAGAUCGCUACGCCGACAUCGCGGCCAGGCAGGAGAAGGAACACGAGCGCCUGUGGCUCAAGCUCGACCGCUUGUCCGCGGAGUGGGAGGUUGAGGAGAGGUUCGCCUCCUUCGCGGCCGUAACCCUCGGCAAAGCGAAGGGGGAUCUUGUGGCGAAGACGACGUCGGUGCGGGACUUUAUCAACGGGACGGCAAGGUAUCGGGAGACGAGAAAAUUGCUGGAGAGGGCAAGGUGGAGGGCGGAGUGGGCGCGGGCGCCGUUCAAGGCCAUGACCACGCCGACGGCACGGGAGGAGGCCGCCGAGGGUGCGGUUGCGACCGAGCCGAUGGCCGCGAAAGAGGAGGAGCCGAGGAAAGAUGGCAAGCGAAAGCGUGGGGGCGAGGAGGAGGAGAGGGGGGAGGAGAAAGAGGAGGAGACGCGGCCGGCAAUGAAGAGAAGAAAAAGGAGAGCGACGCCGGGGCCAGCGAACGGGACUGAGAGUGCCGAACCGCGUCGCAGCGCACGAGUCGUGGAGGCGAAGGAGAAGAAAGCUACGGGAUCGGCCAAGGCGGAACACAAAAAUACAGAGAAGGAAGCUAGUAAAUGGAAAGAGAAGGGAUGUAUCAAAGGGAAAGCAAAGACCAAGAAAAGGGCGAGGAACAAAUGA